CGGCCCGGCUGAGCCACCGGCAGCGAGGUGCCGGAGAGCAUGGUCACGGCGGCGGUGGCGGCCCGUGGGGCCGGGGCUAGGGCGGUGGCGGCCCUGCGGGGCGGCUGCAGGAGGGCGGGCCGGGGGCGGCCACGCGCGGGCUUCGCACGGCCCUUGUGCACGGCACCCGGAACCGCUCCGGACUCGAAGCGCUACCUGUGGGAGCGCUACCAGGAGGCGAAGAGAAGAACGGAUGAUUUGGUUCCUUCAAUUAUGAACAACCUGUUGAAUCCAGACGCCAUUUUCUCCAACAAUGAAAUGAGCCUGUCAGAUAUUGAAAUCUAUGGCUUUGAUUAUGAUUACACUUUGGUGUUUUAUUCAAAGCACCUCCACACACUGAUAUUUAAUGCUGCUCGAGACCUUCUUAUAAAUGAACACCGGUAUCCUGCGGAAAUCAGGAAGUAUGAGUAUGACUCAAAUUUUGCAAUUCGUGGACUUCAUUAUGAUGUACAGCGGGCAGUCUUGAUGAAGAUUGAUGCUUUUCAUUACAUCCAGCUGGGAACUGUCUACAGAGGUCUCAGCGUUGUCCCUGAUGAAGAAGUCAUUGAAAUGUACGAGGGAUCCCAUGUGCCCUUGGAACAGAUGAGUGACUUUUAUGGAAAGAGUUCUCACGGAAACACCAUGAAGCAGUUCAUGGACAUCUUCUCCCUGCCGGAGAUGACCCUCUUGUCCUGCGUGAACGAAUACUUUCUGAAAAACAACAUUGACUAUGAACCUGUCCAUCUCUACAAAGAUGUCAAGGAUUCAAUUCGUGAUGUCCACACCAAAGGAAUAAUGUACAGAGCAAUUGAAGCAGAUAUUGAAAAGUACAUCUGUUAUGCCGAGCAGACGCGUGCAGUGUUGGCCAAACUGGCAGAUCAUGGCAAGAAGAUGUUCCUCAUCACCAACAGCCCCAGUAGCUUUGUGGACAAAGGGAUGAGAUAUAUUGUCGGAAAAGACUGGAGGGACCUGUUUGAUGUGGUCAUUGUUCAGGCCGAGAAGCCAAACUUCUUUAAUGAUAAACGGAGACCUUUCCGAAAGGUGAACGAGAAAGGUGUCUUACUCUGGGAUAAAAUCCACAAGUUACAGAAAGGCCAGAUUUACAAGCAGGGCAAUUUGUAUGAAUUUUUGAAACUUACUGGAUGGAGAGGAUCAAAAGUACUAUAUUUUGGCGACCAUAUAUACAGUGACCUGGCGGAUUUGACUCUAAAGCAUGGCUGGCGAACUGGCGCAAUUAUCCCGGAAUUAAGAUCUGAGCUUAAAAUCAUGAACACGGAGCAGUACAUCCAGACCAUGACCUGGCUGCAGACCUUGACUGGGCUCUUGGAGCAGAUGCAGGUUCACAGAGACGAGGAGUCACAGCUGGUUUUGCAGGAGUGGAAAAAGGAGAGAAAGGAGAUGAGAGAAAUGAACAAAAGUUUCUUCAAUGCCCAGUUUGGAAGCUUGUUCCGCACAGACCAGAACCCAACUUACUUCCUGAGGCGCCUGUCCCGAUUUGCCGACAUCUACAUGGCAUCUCUGAGCUGCCUCUUGAGCUACGAUGUCAGCCACACCUUUUACCCCAGAAGGACUCCUCUGCAGCAUGAACUUCCUGCGUGGUCUGACAGGACCUCCACUUUCACAGCCCCCCUCCUGCAGGAGGCCCAGGCCAAGUAACAAAGUGCCCAAUGGUGGGAAAAGCCAGAAUUAACGGUGGCCCCAGAUUAUUGGGUGGACAUGAGGGGGUUGACUUUGUGUGGGUCUGAGUGUUGCUUUCUGAAAAGAUACAAAUAUGCUUUUUGAUAU
Trichechus manatus latirostris (Florida manatee) is the source of this 1803-nucleotide messenger RNA. It is a transcript of the gene NT5DC3, whose product is annotated as 5'-nucleotidase domain containing 3. Lineage: Eukaryota; Metazoa; Chordata; Mammalia; Sirenia; Trichechidae. Gene Ontology annotation, molecular function: 5'-nucleotidase activity. Bases 40 to 1674 code for a protein of 544 amino acids. The record is from RefSeq and is a predicted model, not a curated record. The transcript has 14 exons.